AUGAGACAAGAAACGUCGGCUGAAUUCUCUUCUGAUGAUGAUGAUGAUAUUCUCUUAGAAUUAGGCACAAGGCCACCAAGGUUCACCCAGGUACCAUCAUCAUCAGCAGCAUUACAAACGCAAAUUCCCGCAGCUUUGGCAGUUACAACAACCACUUUAAAUAAACAGGAUGAAAAAGGUACCGCAUUGGUAAAUCAACUGAAUAAAGCUCAAGGCGAAGCAAGCAUGCUUCGUGAUAAAAUAAACUUUUUGAACAUUGAAAGAGAAAAGGAGAAGAAUAUUCAAGUCGUCAAAGUGAAUGAAUUGCAAGUCAAGCAUAUUCAAGAAUUAGCUAAACUAAAACAAGAAUUACAGAAACUGGAAGAUGAAAAGAAAUUCUUACAGAUGGAAGCGAGAGGAAAACCUAAAAAGGAAGUUAUUACGGUUACAAAAACGCCAUCAACAACAUCGUCUGCAAAUACAAACACUAUAACACCAGAUUCGUCCUCAGUUGCAAUCGAAGCGAAAACUCAAUCACCGCAGUUGAAAAAACGUAAGAUAAAUGAUAGUUUGCUGAAAAAAAAUGUCGUUCCCCUAAACCCAAAUAGGAUUAUUCCCGAUGAAACAAGUUUAUUUCUAGAAUCUAUAUUACUUCAUCAAAUAAUAGGCGCAGAUCUGAGUACAAUCGAAAUAUUAAACAGAUUGAAGCUUGACUACAUUACUGAGUUUAAAUUCAAGAAUUUUGUCAUUCCUGAAGGAGCUCCUAUAGGGAAGUCCAUAGUUUCUUUGCUUUUACGAUGUAAAAAGACGUUGACCCUCGACAGAUUCAUAGAUACUUUGCUAGAAGACAUAGCUGUUCUGAUCAAGGAAAUAUCAGUUCACCCCAAUGAGUCAAAAUUGGCUGUCCCAUUUCUAGUUGCGUUAAUGUACCAUAUUAUACAAUUUCGUCCUAGUGCCACUCAUAAUUUAGCACUGAAAGAUUGCUUUCUUUUUAUUUGUGAUUUAAUAAGAAUCUAUCAUCAUGUAUUGAAAAUACCAAUACAUGAAUCAAAUAUGAAUUUGCAUGUAGAGCCUCAAAUUUUCCAAUAUGAACUAAUAGACUAUUUGAUAAUUUCAUAUUCCUUUGAUCUCUUAGAAGGUAUUUUAAGAGUACUACAAUCUCACCCUAAACAGACAUAUAUGGAAUUUUUUGAUGAAAACAUCCUGAAAUCAUUUGAAUUUGUCUACAAAUUAGCAUUAACUAUUUCAUAUAAGCCAAUGAUAAAUGUGAUAUUUAGUGCAGUCGAGGUGUUUAAUAUUAUCACUAAUAUUAUAUUAAAUAUGGAUAACCCCUCAACCCUGAAGUCCUUAAUAAGCAGCAAUUGGUGGAGAGAUUGCAUCACAAGAUUGUACGCCCUUUUGGAAAAGGAAAUUAAGAGUGGGGACGUAUAUAAUGAAAGUGCAGAUACUACAACUCUUCAUGUGUCCAAAUAUCAUGACUUUUUUGGGUUAGUCCGAAAUAUUGGUGGUAAUGAAUUGGGAGGAUUAAUAUCAAAGCUGAUUUAUACCGACCGAUUGCAAAGUAUACCGAGAGUAAUCUCUAAAGAAGAAAUCGGAAUGGAUAGCAACGAAUUUACUGCUCCUAUAAUAAGUUACAAGUUCGAAAGAUGGCUCUUGAAAUUAAAGGAUGAAGUUCUAAAUAUUUUUGAAAAUUUAUUAAUGAUUCAUGGAGACGAUGCGACCAUAAUAAAUGGAGAAAUGCUUAUCCACUCCUCUAAAUUCUUAUCCAGGGAGCAAGCAUUAAUGAUAGAAAGAUAUGUGGGACAGGAUUCGCCGAAUUUAGACCUUAGAUGCCAUCUUAUUGAACAUACUUUAACCAUAAUAUAUAGAUUAUGGAAAGACCAUUUCAAACAGUUACGUGAAGAACAGAUUAAGCAGGUGGAAAGCCAAUUGAUCAUGUCACUAUGGAGGUUUCUCGUAUGCCAAACCGAGACUGUGACAGCGAACGAAAGAGAAAUGAGAGAUCAUCGACAUCUUGUAGAUAGUUUGCAUGAUCUGACAAUAAAGGAUCAAGCUUCCUAUUACCAAGACGCCUUUGAGGAUCUACCAGAAUACAUCGAAGAAGAAUUGAAGAUGGAACUAAACAAAAGAACUGGAAGGAUAAUGCAAGUAAAGUACGAUGAAAAAUUUCAAGAAAUGGCAAGAACCAUUCUUGAGUCAAAAUCAUUCGAUCUAACCACGCUAGAAGAGGCCGAUUCAUUAUAUAUCUCGAUGGGACUGUAA
Messenger RNA from Saccharomyces paradoxus, 2241 nucleotides. It is a transcript of the gene LCD1, whose product is annotated as Lcd1p. The record is from RefSeq and is a predicted model, not a curated record. The transcript has a single exon. Gene Ontology annotation, biological process: DNA damage checkpoint signaling. Lineage: Eukaryota; Fungi; Ascomycota; Saccharomycetes; Saccharomycetales; Saccharomycetaceae. The coding region runs from base 1 to 2241 and encodes 746 amino acids.